This is a messenger RNA of Eleginops maclovinus (Patagonian blennie), 928 nucleotides long. RefSeq names its product upper zone of growth plate and cartilage matrix associated a (gene ucmaa). Gene Ontology annotation, cellular component: extracellular matrix. The record is from RefSeq and is a predicted model, not a curated record. Lineage: Eukaryota; Metazoa; Chordata; Actinopteri; Perciformes; Eleginopidae. The transcript is spliced from 5 exons. The coding region runs from base 143 to 544 and encodes 133 amino acids. Gene Ontology annotation, biological process: embryonic skeletal system development; regulation of osteoblast differentiation.
CUUCCUCCCACUCCGGGUCUCUCUGUUCCUCCUCCCACUGUCUCCCACCUUCACUGUUUGCCUCAUCUUUCUCUCCUCUCUCACUUCAGUUCUGUCAAGUGUCCUGUGAAGUCCAGUAUAGUUCUUGCUUUUUUGUCACAAGAUGUCCUGGACCCGAGUCUUCGUGCUCUCCUUGCUCCCUGCCCUCCUCCUCCUCCACCUCUUUUCUGGUGCGGUGGAAAGUAAAGCAGUCAAGGACCACUCAAAACCACGCAAUCACAAAGGUGCAGCACGGCAGGUGUUCCUGCCCGAGUCGGACGCAUCCAGCUUCAUCAAACGCCGCAGUCGCCGCUCAACCCGAUACUACGAAAUCCAAGUCGAGCAGAGGGUAAAGAUUGCAGCAAGUGAGCAGAGAAGGGAGUACAACGAGGAGCAAAGGGAUGAGUACGAGCACUACGUGAAGGAGGAGCGUGAUGAGCAAAAUGAGAGAUCGAGGGAGACCAAUGAGCAGUAUCGAGAGUAUCACUACGACGGCUUAUCUCCUCAGUACUACUGGUUCCACUGAGAGCGCUCAUACUGCCUUCACCUGUACCACAGUGUACUCCCGUCCUUUGUACCAGAGUAUACUGCUAAUACUGUCUUCACCUGUACCAUAGUAUACUGCUGUGGCCUGUAACAGAGUAUACUGCUAAUACUGUCAUCGCCUGUACCUCAGUAUACUACUAAUAUUGCCAUCAACUGUACCAGAGUAUACUGCUAGUAUUGCCUGUACCGCAAUCACAUUUCCAAGUGUACACUGUUAACACUGCCAUAAUCUGUACCAAAUUAUACUGUAGUAUUUAGUAGUAUCUUAUUUUUAACCUAAAUUGUUCAAUAUGUAUCUCGAUGAAAACUGUUCCAUCUAUUUAAGUACAGUUUUUGUAUUAAAGGCCACACUUUAUCUAUUAAA